Messenger RNA from Ochotona princeps (American pika), 939 nucleotides. It is a transcript of the gene CENPQ, whose product is annotated as centromere protein Q. The transcript is spliced from 8 exons. Bases 6 to 788 code for a protein of 260 amino acids. NCBI's taxonomy places the organism in Eukaryota, Metazoa, Chordata, Mammalia, Lagomorpha, Ochotonidae. The record is from RefSeq and is a predicted model, not a curated record.
UCAAGAUGCUUGGAAAAUCAAGUGUGUCCAGGAAGACUCAACAGGGAAAGAGAAAUCCAAAAAGAAAACUUGAUGAUGAGGAAACAAAGCUGCCGGAGAAAGAGGUUAAAAAAGCAGUGAAAAGCAAAAAUCACACAGAGCACCUGUCUCCUGGAGGGCAAGCAAAUCUAAAACGGGUAAAAAUAAGUGUCAACAAGAGACGAACUUGGCAGCCUCUUUCAAGUAACACCAGGGAGCAUUUGCAGACUGUGAUGGAAUCAGUAAUAAUAGCAAUUUUGAGUAAAAGCAUUAAAGACAAAGAGCAAAUCCAAUAUCAUCUCAACUUUCUGAAGAAAAGGUUGCUACACCUGUAUGAAACUCUCAAAGCCCCUUCCAAAAAGCUGAAAGAUCUCACCAAUGUGCCGGAUCUGUUGAGAAUGGAAAGAGCACGGGAAAAAGUGAAUGAGGAAGGUCUGACAUCACUACAGGAAGAAAUAGAUAAAAUAGUAGAGAAUGCAGAGGUGAUGACGGGAAAUAUUCAGAGCCUCAAGAAAAAAAUUCAGAUUCUGGCAAAUGAAGUGGAAGAAGAGGAGCAGAAGAUGCUUCAAAUGGGUGCUAGUGGGGUACUCUCGCUUCCACAACUUCCUCAGGACAGCCUUAAAGCACCUACACUUCAGAAAGAAAUUCUGACAUUAAUUCCAAACCAGGAUGCUCUCUUGAAGGAUUUGCAUGUUCUUCAUCAUUCAUCCCAGGUGAAGAACAUGCUAACAUUCAUCGAAGAAGCCUAUAAGAAACUAGAUGCCUCUUAAAAAGAACUUUUUAGUAUGGUUCUGUAUUUUAGGUUUUUAUAUUUGAAGUUAGCAUAUGAUCAUAUUACAGGGAUAAAAUUUAAUAUCUACUAAUAUGCACUUUAAAAUUAUCCUCCGGGAACAAGUGUUUGUCUUAGUGAUAAAGACGGUU